AUGAAAUCUGCGAUUCCCAUGGACUCACCAACUGAUCGCGUAUCUCCCAGUGUCGGCGAUCAACAUCGCGGCGGACCCACCUCCAUAAACAUGCCCAAUGGACCAGGUCCCGUCAUUACGAACCCCUUCGAGGAACCCGAACGCCGGAUGAGCGAGUACACUGCUAUGCAGAUUGCAACUUUGCAAGCACGUCUGGAUAGGAAACUUGGACCCGAAUACAUUUCCUCACGACCCGGUGCUGCGGGGCAGAAGGUGCAUUAUCUCUCGGCAGAUAAAUGCAUCAAUCUUGCAAACGAAGUGUUUGGCUUUAAUGGCUGGUCGAGUUCAAUCCAGAGAGUUGAUAUUGAUUUUGUUGACGAGAAUGAAAACACGGGCAAGGUUAACCUUGGACUGUCGGUUAUUGUGCGAGUCACGCUCAAGGAUGGGUCAUUUCACGAGGAUAUUGGCUAUGGCCAUAUCGAGAAUUGCAAGGGCAAAGCGGCCGCAUUCGAGAAAUCCAAGAAAGAAGGGACGACGGAUGCUUUGAAACGCGCACUGCGAAACUUUGGAAAUGUCUUGGGUAAUUGCGUUUAUGACAAAGAUUAUCUUUCCAAGGUCACCAAGAUAAAGACUGCGCCUGCCAGAUGGGAUGUUAAUGACCUUCACCGUCAUCCGGACUUUGCACCAAUCAAAAAGGAACCCGUCCCUAAUAAUAGAGUCAUAGAGGAUGAUGACUUGCCUCUUCCACGCCCAGUUGAACCGGCAAGAAGCAGUGCUCCUAGCCAUACUACUGCCUUUGACGGUGAUGGGGAAUUCGGCAGCGAUCUUUUCGACGAAGCCGACUUUGUAGUGACCCAUACGGGUAACCCUGACGAGAUCGUGAUAGAGCAAGAGCAACCUCACCAACCACCGACUCCUAUGAAUCGUUCGUUCCAACAAAGAGCACCACCACCAGGCCGAUUCGACUCUAACGUCGUAACCCCUUCCAAACCCGAGAGAUGGAGCGGUGCGAAUAAUCCUGCUGCAAGACAAUCAUUACCUCCAAACGCACGACAGAACCCAUCGAAUAUGGUCGAUCAAAGACGGCCAAUGGCUGCACCGGGUCUGCCACCUAACAUGCCAAAUGCCAGACCCUCGGGCCCGCCUCAACCAAUGGCUAACGCCAACGCACAACCUCCAGUUAAAAGAGAACCUGCCCCAGCGUUCAAUCAAGACAACUCCAGUCAACCUCCACCACCUCAAACUGUGGGGUUUUUCUCCGCCCGGGCGGCUGAUCAGCUGCGGGAUAACCCCAAUGCCGCACCGAUACCUGGAUCACAAUUCGACCCUCAUGCAGAGAGCCCAUCUAUUCGCAAAACUGCAGGAAUUGAUCACACGAAGACAGUCGCGGUGAUAAGAAGUGGUACCGGCGUGUCACCAGCCCCGGAGAAGGGACACUCGCGCGACAUUAUCAACCCUGCACACCGAGUUGGUGGCCCAGGAGUUCCGGCAGGCGGGUUCGGGAGCCCAUUAUCUCGAGGGCCGUCCGUUUCGUCCUUUAAGCCAUUGACUCGACCAAGUAUCGAUCCGAAGAACGCGCCCAGCUCAGGCCCAGUGACUCGAAGUGGUAGCGUACCACCCCAAAAUAUGAACGGCAAGCGCCCUCCCUUGAGCGAUGUUACCAACGCCAAUGCUUCACUCGGAACACUUCCAACCGCUGCUCCACCAACUACCGGCUCGAAUGACCCGAAGCGACCUCGAAUGGCAGACAUAGUACCUGGUCAGCCACAGCAACAGCCGCCGCCGCCUCGAGCACCUCAGCAAUAA
Messenger RNA from Penicillium daleae, 1785 nucleotides. Its product is annotated as RAD52 DNA repair protein RADC. Gene Ontology annotation, cellular component: nucleus. The coding region runs from base 1 to 1785 and encodes 594 amino acids. NCBI's taxonomy places the organism in Eukaryota, Fungi, Ascomycota, Eurotiomycetes, Eurotiales, Aspergillaceae. Gene Ontology annotation, biological process: mitotic recombination; double-strand break repair via single-strand annealing; DNA recombinase assembly. The record is from RefSeq and is a predicted model, not a curated record. The transcript has 5 exons.